AUGGCAGUUUCUUGGUCAACAUCAAGUCGGCCUAAAUUCAAUAUUAAAUGGUUAUUGGUCAUUGUAAUUCAGCUGGCAGCAGUCACUGAAAUUGUAUCACAAACUACAGUUGUUGGGAUACCUGGAGAAACAACAACAUUGCAGUGCACAUACGCAACAUCAGGAACAUUAGCUGAAGUUAACUGGUUCAGGGGCACUGAACAAAUACUUACACUAUAUCCUGAUGGUGCACAAUUUAGCUACAGCCCUGAUAAGGCCAGACUAUCUGGGACAUUGUCAGAAAGUACCAAAACUACCACACUAAAUAUCCAGCAGACACAAUGUCCAAGAGAUGAGGGACAGUAUAGGUGUGAAGUGAGUGUGAGAGGAGCUCAAAAAGAGAUCAGCACAGUACAGCUGAUGAUAAAAGUGGAGCCCAGUGAAAACCCUGUCUUGGCCACACAGCAAUUAAAUGACCAGGGGUCAACAAGUUUCAUAUGCUUUGGUCAGCUUGGACGUCCAGCCAAGGGGAUCACAUGGUACCGGACUCUGAAUGAUCAGCAACAAAAUAGGACCUCAGAGGCACAGUCAAGUGACCCUGUCCUGAAUAGCGAUGGUUGCACAUAUAAUGGACAGAGUGAGCUAAGAGUAGAUAUCUCAGCCUCUGAUGACGGUGCACAGUUUACAUGUACGAUUGGACAGAAGUCGGCCAGUGUGUCACUGACUGCUGCCAGCAACCCUAAGAUCACUUACAUCUCCACAGGUGCUCCCCCCAUCAUAGACUCAGCAAUGGGCAGUGUGGAGUUUGUCAAAGGUUCAGCCAUCACUCUCAUUUGCUCAGCCAAUGGUUACCCUCAACCAAGCUUCAAGUGGUUUUAUCGGGAGGAGUUAUCCAACACCAGAGAAGUACUAAAUGGACACCGCAAUAACCCCUCAGUGCUUUAUCUAGAUCACAUUCAGAAACCUGGAUACUAUGAGUGCCAAGCCAGUAAUACUGUGAACCAGUUGCAUGCUCUACCUAGCAAGGUCUUGAGAAUUACCCUAUCAGCUAAAAGUGCACCAGCUACUGGGGCCACACUGGGGUCCCAGAGUCUACCUGUAGAGGCCAUAGGGGGGAUAAUAGGGGCCAUCCUGGGGGUCAUUGUGAUUAUUGUCUCGGCUUGUGUCACCUACACUAACUGUGUCAAGAAGAAACAGAAAACAGUUAAGGAAAAUGUGUCACUAGGAAACAGUUCAGGAGAUGUGAGUGGAGGCCAUGAGCUUCAGACAUAUCAGAAUGGAGAGAUAUUCAGUAGAAAUAAAGGGAUGUACGAAACCCCAGUGAACGUCAGCAUCCCUUCACCAGUUUAUACAGACUUGCAGACACAACAACAAGCGCUGAUGGAAGAGUCACCGUAUGCAGAGAUUCAGGAGAGAGAUGUGGAGAUAAGAAGACAGAAUAUCAAGUUGAUGGAAAAGAUAGAUACAAGUGACACAUUCCUCUAUGGCGAAAUGAUGAAAGAAUUGAAGGUGAUGCUAGAACUCAAACCUCACCCAAAUGUGGUUACAUUUUUAGGAUCAUGUACUGGAGACAAUGGUGUGCCAUUAAUUAUUGUCGAGUACCUUCCAAACGGAAAUCUUCAGGACUACCUACGAAAUGACCGUUUAAAACAGAAAGCACUCUAUGGGAACUUACAUGGGAUCAGCUCAUUGACACCAUGUGAUCUGUUAAAGUUUGCAUUAGAUGUUGCCAAUGGAAUGUCAUAUCUUUCAUCAAUGGCGAUUCUACAUCGAGACCUUGCUGCGCGAAACAUUUUGGUAGCUGAGGAUAGAACCUGCAAGAUUUCUGACUUCGGCUUUGUUAAGGACGUCAUUGAAAGCCACACUUACGUAAAACAAUUACAGGUCGGUGAAUACCUUUGUACAUGA
Messenger RNA from Lingula anatina, 1887 nucleotides. RefSeq names its product fibroblast growth factor receptor 3-like. The record is from RefSeq and is a predicted model, not a curated record. Lineage: Eukaryota; Metazoa; Brachiopoda; Lingulata; Lingulida; Lingulidae.